Molecule: messenger RNA, 2034 nt
Organism: Topomyia yanbarensis
Lineage: Eukaryota; Metazoa; Arthropoda; Insecta; Diptera; Culicidae
Exons: 4
Coding region: 315-1772 (485 amino acids)
Biological process (GO): regulation of transcription by RNA polymerase II
Cellular component (GO): nucleus
Molecular function (GO): protein binding; DNA binding
Source: RefSeq, a predicted model, not a curated record
AGUAGCAGGCGGUGGCAGCGACGUCGACUUUGUCUGACGUUUCAGCGCUGUGUGUAGUCCUGUUUUUAGUGUGUGCAGUGUGCGAGUGAUGUCAACAGGUGUUUUGGCGUCGUUCUGGAAUUUUGUUGGUUUUUCACAAUAUUUAUUUUGAAAAAAAAACAUUGUGGUGCGGCGUUUAGAUAUUAUAAUCUUUGUUUAGCGAAAUAUUGGUGGCGACGUUUUGGAAUUUAAGUGAAUUGAAAGGACUACCUGCUGUGGGUCGUUUAGUUUGUGCCGCAUCCUAGCCGAUGGUAUCAAGCAACUAAUCUUCAAAAAUGUUCUUCAAUGGCGUAGAUCCAAUCCAGUCUUCUUCUACCGGUUUGGUCAUGAAUGCUAACCUGACCCCGGUGAUGGCAGGGCAGAUUCAGGAGCAGCAGUUCUGCCUCCGUUGGAACAACUAUCACUCUAACCUGUCGGCGGUCUUCGAUCAACUGUAUCAAAAUCAGUGCUUCGUAGAUGUUACUCUGGUUGGCGAAGGACGUUCAGUUAAGGCACACAAAAUGGUCCUCGCCGCUAGCAGUCCCUACUUUCAGACUAUUUUUUCGGAAACUCCCUGCAAACACCCGGUCGUAAUCAUCAAGGACGUUAAAUGGGAAGAACUAAAAGCUUUGGUCGAGUUCAUGUACCGAGGGGAGAUAAACGUGGGUCAAGAUCAGAUUCGGCCAUUGCUCAAACUGGCCGAAAUGUUCCAGAUUCGCGGGCUGGCUGAUGUGAAACAUGAAGAUGUUCAGGUACCAAUGCCGGAAAACAACGUCGAGCAAUUCACGGUGUAUACUGCACUGAACGUUGAUACCAGUCAGCUACAGCAAACCGUUCUCACCGAAGAUCUGGACAACGUUUCCAAUGGGAAGCGAAAAUCAAAGGACCGAGAACUAGCCAGGAAGCAAACUCUCGAAACAUUGCACGUUCCCGUUGAGUGGCCCAACGACGAAGAGUUGAAGAAGGUAGCUGAGUUUAAACCGAAGCAGUCACGUAAACGGAAGCCAACCUCUGCCUCGAACGAAAACUCGAUGAAUAGUUUCGAUCUGUCGACGAAUCAGUAUCACAGCGAAGAUCCAUCCACAGCGGUUCCACUGGGAGCAGUUACGGUUCCGCCUCCAGCUACUGUGAUGAUUGAUUCGGCGGGGACUUUUCAGCCGGAGGAAGAUGGCGCCACGAAGAUGAGCUUUCUGCAGACUACUCUGGAAGAUGACACAUCGAUCAAUAAUUCCCAGGAAUGGAAGUCCACAACAAACGAAUCUCGCACCAAGCAAAAAGUUCCCGCCUGGAACUGGGCCCAGCUGCAGGAAGCGAUCGCGGCCGUCGUCACGCAACGGUUACGCUUCACCCAAGCGUCCGCCCAGUACAACAUCCCGAAGGGAACCCUGUACGACAACAUCCUCGGUAAAGCCCACCGCAUGGCAGUCCUGCAAGAUCUCGCGCUGAGCCCCGCGGAAGAGGCGGCCGUGUUGGAAUUUUGCUGCGACACUACCAACUCACCGUACAACAAACGGACCAAAAAAUCGCUGAUGAGUAUUCUCGAGUUUCUGACCCGCUUCGAGACGUACCGCAGCAAGGCGGACCGGUUUAAGUUCGGUGGAAAGCCCGGUUUCCGCUGGUGGUGGGCCUUCUGCCGGAAGCAUUCGAUCGUUUCGCUCUACUUCGAAGGAAUGAAAACGGAGGAGAACAGCCAGGAUGCCAUCAAAAGAGAACGCAAAAGUGCAGACUUUGACGAGGACGGAGAAACGCCAUGAGAGUCCAUCUGUUGAAUGAUUGAUUGAAACACAGAUAUAUUUGUGCCUUAUACAGUAAUCGCUUGUGAUUGAAACAUUCUCGUUAGGAGCUAAGUAAUGAUUGCAAUGUAUGUAGCUAAUAGGAUUGAAAUAAUCUUUUUUAUCGACUAGUAUAAGAGUGAACAAACCAUUCCUAUGCAGCUGACGCGAGCAUAUUUUUUUCGGGUUUCAUUCAGAAUUUGACUGAGUUGAUCUUUUUCGAUUAAGCUAAAAUGCUACUCAG